Molecule: messenger RNA, 406 nt
Organism: Cylicocyclus nassatus
Lineage: Eukaryota; Metazoa; Nematoda; Chromadorea; Rhabditida; Strongylidae
Source: the annotation of a GenBank genome assembly
AAUUUCAGUGAAUUGCGGCAAUUUUCUUCAAAUGCGGGCUCUCUUCAUUGUAUUUGCCUUCCUUACUACUGUGUACUGUCUUUGUAAUGUCGGUGGUAAAGAUCGCAGCGAUAAUGAAAAAUGGGUCGAAGGCAGCUUUCUGAUGCAAUGCCUGAAGGUGGGGAACUGGGGUGGUUGGAGAACUACAAUUUUGGGUUGUAUAGUAGAUAACAAGCAGAUCGCCGUUGGUAGCAGUGCAAAAAUUGGAAGAAUAACGUACAUUUGCGAAGAUGCAGGAAACGGAAGUGUUCGGAUGCGUUACUACUGGGAGUGAUAGAACAGCAAUUUCGCAUCAUUUCUCCUAUCUUCAGUUUAUAAAGAGGAAAUAAUGUUCUACGAUUGGUGGACCGCACCUAGCUCCACCCAG